AUGGAGGUAAGCCAGGUGGCAUCUGGUACCGACAGGGUCCGGGAACAGAGGGGCUUGUUGGAAGCUGGAAGGAAGAACCAAGAUGAGCCACCUCCACCUGGGAUGAACGGACUUCCGAAACACUCCUACUGGCUGGAUCUCUGGCUCUUCAUCCUUUUCGACCUGGUGUUGUUCCUCUUCGUGUACCUCUUGCCCUGACUGGUUUGCUGAGAGUCAAGAAUGGGGCUUCUGGAGUGAAUCUUGAAAACUACUAUAGACUCUUGAAUGAAGAGCACUUCCAGCAGCU
Molecule: messenger RNA, 286 nt
Organism: Mus pahari (shrew mouse)
Lineage: Eukaryota; Metazoa; Chordata; Mammalia; Rodentia; Muridae
Exons: 1
Coding region: 1-198 (65 amino acids)
Source: RefSeq, a predicted model, not a curated record